Nezara viridula (southern green stink bug) is the source of this 5847-nucleotide messenger RNA. NCBI's taxonomy places the organism in Eukaryota, Metazoa, Arthropoda, Insecta, Hemiptera, Pentatomidae. The record is from the annotation of a GenBank genome assembly.
AUAACGUCAUUGGAUUAUAAUCUUUGGUUUGGGAAUGCUUUUGUAGGUGUGGUCUGGUGUAACCUCUAACCGUUUGUUUGUUUACGUUCAAAUUUUGUUAAAAGGAUAUGAGAGAUAAAAAAUGUAUUGGAAAAUAAUAUUUUAUUUUUUCAUCCCUGUUUUUUUGGUUCAGUGUGACCUUUUGGAACAAGAAGGUCAUGACUUACAGUGUCCCCAGUAUUGGGUUAAGUUUCAAAAUUCAUGUUAUAGAUUUAUCAAAUCUCCUCGUAAAUCAAGAAAUGAAGCCAAUAGAAAUUGUCAGGCUUAUGAAGCAGAACUUGCGAGUGUAAGCAGUCCAGAAGAACAUGGUUUUUUAGUUUAUCAACUAUCAUUACAAGACCCACAGCAUAGACGAUGGUAUAUUGGUGCUCGGCAGCAAAGUCCAGACUAUUGGAUAAAUGAUGGAGAUGGUUCAUCAUUAAAUGAUUUAGAUGCAGCCUUCUUGAACGAAAGAGGGAAUGACUUGGCACAAAGUUCUUAUCUUGUUUACAAAUUCUCAAAUGAAGUGAAAAGAUGGGGUUUUGAAGGUGCUAGUGGUGAAGAAGAACUGUUAUACAUAUGUGAACUUCCCAUUACAAAAGUUCAUUAUUUAGUGGUAGAUGAUAGAACAUAUCAGUAUGGUGUUGAUGUUAAAGACCCCACAAAAAUUCCACAUGGGCCAUAUUUUAUAAAACAACCUGUAGAUGUUGUUUUUGAUUUAUCUAAAGUCAAGAUUCACAAUUAUGUUACAUUAAGCUGCCUAGCUGGAGGCUACCCUACUCCUAUAUAUGAUUGGUACAAAGAAGAUUAUGUUAAUGAUGUACUUGUUGCUAAGAGAAUUGAUCCUUUGUCUGAUGAAAGAUUUACAAUUAGUGGUGGUACAUUCAUCAUAAAUUCUCCUAGACAGGUAGAAGAUAGAGGUUCAUACCAUUGUAAAGCUUCUAAUGAUUAUGGUACAAUAAUUUCUGAAACUGUUACAUUGUCCUUUGGAUCAAUUGGUGACUUUAAUCUUAAAAGGCCCCCAGAAAGUGGUAAUGAGAAUUGGGGAAAGGCUAUAGCUUGUGAUCCUCCUCAACAUUUUCCAGGAGUAAUUUAUCACUGGACAAGAGAUUAUUUCCCUAAUUUUGUAGAAGAAGACAAAAGAGUAUUUGUUUCGUUUGAUGGAGCCCUUUAUUUUUCUGCUUUAGAAACUAUUGACCAGGGAAAUUACAGCUGUUCUGUUCAGAGUCAAGUUUCUGAUACAGGCAGAAAUGGUCCCUUCUUUCCAUUAAGAGUUUUACCGAAUUCUAAUUAUCAGCAGUUAAAGUUUCCGAACAAUUUUCCCAAAGCAUUUCCAGAAGCUCCUAUUGCAGGAAAAGAAGUUCGAUUAGAAUGUGUAGCAUUCGGAUAUCCUGUACCUUCUUAUAACUGGACCAGGAAAGGAGCAUCAUUACCUAGAAGUGCAAAAGCAAUGAGUUUCAAUCGUGUUCUAAUCAUACCACAUGUUAGUGUUGAAGAUCAAGGGGAAUAUGUUUGCCGAGCCUAUAAUGGUAGAUCUUCUAUUCUACACAGUGUUCAGCUUAAUAUACAAGCGGAACCUAAUUUUACGAUUCCAUUGACUGACAAGCAUGUUGAUAAUGAAGGUGAGCUGACUUGGACUUGUGAAGCUUUUGGCAUUCCUGAUGUUACUUAUAGUUGGUUUAGAAACGGGCACUUACUUCAAAUUGACCGUCUUCCUCCUUCAGAUCAAAAUCGUUAUGCAAUCCAAGAUAAUGUUUUAACUAUAAAAUAUUUAAAUGCUGAAACAGAUCCUGCAAUGUUUCAAUGCAGAGCCCAAAACAAUCUGAAAAUAAAAUAUUCUUCUGCUCAGCUGAGAGUUUUAACUCUUCGUCCAACAUUUCGCAAACACCCUCUUGAACCAGAAACUUAUGCAGGAGAAGGUGGAAAUGUGACAAUCAAAUGCAAUCCUGAAGCAGCUCCAAGACCAAAAUUUAAAUGGAUGAAAGAUGGAAACAUUAUUGGAUCUGGUGGAAGAAGAAAAAUAUUAGAAAAUGGUAACCUUAUAAUAGCUCCAGUUUCAAGAGACGAUGAUGGUAUGUACACUUGCAUUGCAGAGAAUAUGCAUGGUACUGCUGAAAGCCAAGGAAGAUUAAUUGUACUCAGAGGACCUUCUUUGCUGGAAACUUUGCCUCCAAAAAUUGUUACCUCAAUUGGAAAGAGUAUUUAUCUCCAUUGCAAAGCUGUAACUGUAGAUAUGUUAGACCAUGCUUUUAUUUGGACUCAUAAUGGAAUAAGACUUUUCAGCUCUGCUACAGAGAAACACAGAGUUAAAAUUGAUAGCGGUUAUUUAGAAAUAAUUAAUGUGACAUUUCCUGAUGCUGGUGAUUAUGAGUGUUCAUUAAAAAGUACUGUUGGUAGAGUAUCUACUCAAACCACAAUAGUUGUCGAAGGACCUCCAGGACCACCUGGAGGUGUUCAAGUUUUGGAAAUCACCAAAAAUUCAGCAAUUAUUCAAUGGACUGACGGAGCCACCCAUGGAAAAGAAAUCACUCAUUAUUUAAUUUCUGGCCGAACCCCUUGGAACAAUAGUUGGGUUCCUAUUGCCCAAAAUAUAGUUGCAAGAGAAGUUGAUAGAUAUAAUGGUAGAAAAGAAGCUCAACUUGAAAAUGUUUUAACUCCCUAUUCAUUAUAUGAAUUUGUUGUUCAGGCUGGAAAUAUUCUAGGGCUUGGAAUAUCUUCAUUACCUUCUCCGAAAUACAGAACUCGUAGUGAUAAACCUUACAAAGUACCUGACAAAAUAAGUGGAGGUGGAGGAAAAAUCGGUGAUCUUAUUAUAACAUGGGAGCCUCUUUCAUCUAAAGACCAAAACGGACCAGGAAUUUACUAUAAAAUAUUUUGGAAACGUCAUGGUACUUCAGAAAAUGAGUAUCAGUCUCAAAAUUUAACUGGAAUGGGAAACGUAGGAAUAGCUGUAGUGAGGGUACCAUUAGAAGAUUAUUAUACUAAAUAUGAUGUGAAAGUGCAGGCAUUUAAUGCAGAUGGUGCUGGUCCUAUUUCCAAUACUACAGUCAUUUAUUCAGCUGAAGAUAUGCCACAGGUUGCUCCUCAGCAAGUAUCUGCUCGUCCUUUCAACUCUACAUCAAUCAAUGUUACUUGGACACCAAUUGAGCUUACUCGAGAAAAGAUAAGAGGAAAGCUUAUUGGACACAGGUUAAAAUAUUGGAAACAAAGUACAACAGAAGAAAAUGCAGUUUAUUAUUUGAGUAGAAGCACAAGACCAUGGUCUCUGAUUGUUGGACUUCAACCUAAUACUUAUUAUUUUGUAAAAGUAAUGGCCUAUAAUUCUGCAGGUGAAGGGCCAGAAAGUGAAAGAUUUUUAGAAAAAACCUAUAGAAAGGCUCCACAAAAACCACCUUCAUCUGUCAAUGUUUAUGGUAUUGAUCCUUCGACUGUAAGAGUUUUAUGGCGUUAUGUACAACCAAGCUUAGAUGAGGAACCUGUGAUUGGCUAUAAGGUUCGUGUUUGGGAAAUAGAUCAAGACAUGAGCACUGCUAAUGAUACAAUCGUUCCUCUGGGAUCUGUUUUAGAAGCAUAUGUGAGAAAUUUGACUCCUGGUAAAACUUAUCAUAUGCGAGUUUUAGCAUUUUCAAAUGGAGGUGAUGGAAGGAUGUCUUCGCCUACUUACACUUUUCAGAUGGGAGAUGAAGCACUAUUCCGUAACUAUGCCAGUAGAGCAUAUUACAACUCUCUCUACAUAAGUCUUCUUGUACUUUUUUAUCAUCUUAUAGUGUAAUUCAAUUUGUUUGGAUAAUAAUUAAAAAUGUAUGUAUAGUGUUAUUUCAAUUAUCCUGCCACUGAAAGUAAUGUUAUAUUAACAUUACUAUUAUUGUUAUAUAGAAAGUACAUAGUUAAAUUAUAUAUUAGUUGAAGGAAUGUGAAUAUGAAAUCAGACCGAAUUUUAUAUAUUAGAAAUUCAUGUUUACUAUAACUUGAAAUUUGAAGUUGGUUAGGAUCCACUUAAAAUAUUACUAAUUAACAUCAUAUAUUUUUUUAUAACUUUCUAUUGGUUGUUUAUUACUUAUAAACUCUAUCCAGAUAUAUUUGCAUGUAAAUGUAUUUUUGGUACUGAUUUUAGAUGUGAUAAAAUGUCCGUCCAUUGACCGCAAAAUAUAGAUUAGAUUUGUUUUUAUUAAUUAGUUUUUAUGAUUUGAUAAUCAAUGUUGUUCAUAAACGAAACCAAAUUUAAUUAUUGUAAUAUGUGUUCUGCUCAUUGGGAAAAUACUUUCAAGUUUAUGACACUGCUUAAUUGUGUUUUAGUUAUUAGUUAGUGCUAUAUGUACUGUUUUUUUUUUUUUAAUUCCUAUUAUUAAGAUAAUACUAUAUAUCAUUUAUAAUAUUAAUUUUUGUAAUUAUUUCAUCAGUGAUUGCUUUUAUGCUCUACAUGUUAUUAAAUGCAGAGCUCUGUGGUUUGUAAUUAUUCUAAAAUUGUACCUUAAUGAAUCUCUUUACAUUUUACUGUGAGUGAUUAGCUUUAGUCGAUACAAUAACCUGAAUGUGCAUAUUUUUUUUUUAUUAUUUAAUGAUAACAUUUCAGUUUUCAAUGCCUGUUGGACAGAUUUAUUUAUGCUGACCUGUACUUAUUUUCAUUAUUUAAAAUAAUGUAUAAAGUUUAUACAUGUGCUGAUUUGGAUUCAGUUACCAUUGGUCGUUCAUUAGUAAUGCAUCAUGAGAUCUGAAGUAAUAAAAAAGUUUUGUUCUAUUAUUUACCAUUCUGGUGAUAAUACAUAUAUAGCAUGUGAUUGAAUUGUUAGAUUUUAUAUAAUUUAGUUUUAAUUACCCUUUUAAAAUGAAAUAAGGUUUAUUUCAUUUUGUUCUCCUAUUAUGACUUAUUAGAAAAUGUUUUCUAAAUUUAACAUUUAUAAUUAUCAGUUCUUAUUGAUAACAAACAUUUAAUUUUUGCAAAGUUAGAUUUUUUAAAACAUAAAGGCUUUAGGCUACUUUAUGUCAAAAAGAGGUUCUUUGAUUUGAGCCAAUAAGAUAAAUUUUAUUUUACAUAGUCAAACUAAAACAGGCAAUUUUUAUAUAUUUCUUAUUAUCAUUGUUUAUUUAUUGUUUUUUCUUUCAUUUUGUUUAUUAACAUGGAUGAUAUUUGUUCGGCACCAAUUUUUUUUUAUUUCUUAAAAACAAAAUAAUAAAUUAACAUGUUUUAUGACUGGUUUUGGAUAUAAUUGAAAUAAAUCUAAUAAUUACUAAUGGUUUUGGUGUUGUGUAAUCUGAAUUUUUAUUAUUAAUGACCAAUCUUUGCAAAAAUUGUAAUUUUGAAUCUGUAGCUCAUUACUAACUACGAGUUUUAUUUAUUUAAGUUUAACUGUAGUUUCAAUUUAAGAUUAAAAUAGGUAGCUCAGAGCACAAAAGUAUUUUCUGUAUGAAACACAAUUUUUAUAUAUUUAGUUACUUAAAUUUCUUCCAAAUGAAAUAAUAAUUAAAUUUGGAAAUACAUUAUAUUAUGAGCCAAGUACUGUCUUACUUCUAUUUUAAUAAAUCAAACAAUGUGUUGGAUUAAUGUAUUAAAAAAAAAAAUUAACUUAUGCAAUCAAAAUAAGCUGUUUAUAACCAGCAGCAUUAUUUUAUUUUAUGUCUACCAAACUACAUGUGUUCCAAAUAAAGUUAAUUUAAUGUUAAAUGCAUCAAAAUAGAUCUUUACCUAUGUUCAUGUAUAUUUAGAAAAGCUGUUAAACUGCGAAGAAGAAUAUUUUUGUUUUUAGAUCUUAUGAAUUUUAUACACUGUCAUGUUAUGGCUAUAUGCUUAUAUUUUUUAACAUUAGUAAUAAUAAUUUUAAUUUUCUUAUU